AUGGCGGCGGACGGUCUCAUCUGUGAGGGAGACCACCUGGUCCUCGACGUCAAUGGUGAAAAACUGUCGAUUGUCCAAAAGCUUAAGGCUACAGGCAAAAUUCGGGUAGGCAAGUUCCUGGUGCCUGCUGCGCCUCUCAUUGGCGCACCGUAUGGCGCUCUAUUUGAGGUUACCAACGACGGAAGGUCCUUGCAGCGUGUCCUCUUGCCACCCGCCGACGAAAUUACGCGCAUCGCCGAGACCGAGAAGAACAACAGCGACCUGUUUGACCGUAACACUGAGAACCAGAAGCUAACGCAGGAACAGAUUGAGGAGCUCAAAAAGUCAGGAAAGGCCGGUGCUGAAAUCAUUCAGGCGCUCUGUAGCAACAGCGCGACCUUUCAGAACAAGACAGAGUUCUCCCAGGACAAGUACAAGAAGCGGAAGGCCAAAAAGUACCUGACAUACCUCACCGUCCGGGAGCCCUGCGCGAGGAUUCUCUGCGAGGCCUACUACGACAAGGCGCCUGAGCGGGUCUACAACUUGCGUCACGACAGUCUGGCCGUGAUGAUGUCACUGGCGAAUGUAGCAGCAGGAGCCAAGGUUCUUGUGGCUGAGCAGUGCAUGGGCGUGCUGACCGCAGCAGCCGUGGAGCGGCUAGGAGGAGUGGGCGCCGUGUGCGGACUGCAAGUAGACGACAGGCCGGCUCCCCUGGACGCUGUACGGCAGAUGAAUCUGUCGGUUGCUCAGCGUUCCGUUCUCUUCACGGCACCGGCGGGCAGCUUGCUGCGUGACAAGGAGGCAGCGGUGAGGGGUCAGCUGUUCAGGAAUAGCGGCAGUGACGUAGCUGCAAACGGGAAGCGUAACGAACCGCAGGAAGAUAAGCCGGCAGCGGAGGAGGAGCAGCAGCAGCAGCAGCCACCGGUUACAGCUGCUGACGAGACCCCGCCGCCGAGGGCAGCCGCCGCUGCUACGGCUACGGCAGUGGAGGCAGCUACAUCCGCUGAAGGCGGUGCUGAAGGUGAUGGUGGGACAGCGGAGGCGAUGGAGGUCGACGAGAGGCCGGUCGACCAGCCUGUCUCUACUUCAGCAGCUGGAGACGGGGAUGCACCGGUGGCAGUGACAGGAUUGUUUCUGGUGACUGAGAAUGCGUUGCUUGUGGAGGAGGCAGCAGCAGCGGCGGCGGCGGCACGGACUGGCAGCGGCGGUGAGGUGGCGGAGGAAGCGGUGGGAAGGCCGCCGGCUGCGAAGGAGGAGCAGGUGGAUGUGGGGGGGGAACCCCGGCAGCGCCGUGGCGGCGGCGGCGGCGGCGGUGGCGGCGGCUACGGGGCCUUCCUUCCUCGGCCCGAGCAUCUACGUGCCGUACUGACGUCGGGCUUCGAUAGCUGUCUGGUGGCGCUGCCCCGCGUGCAUCCAACCGCGCUGCUGGCGGCUGUGUGGCCCUUGCUGGCGCCGUCAGCCACCUUUGCCGUUUUCUCCCCCUGGGCCCAACCUCUGGCGGAAGCCAUGUCUCACCUGCAGACCAGCCGUAACGCGGUAUUGCUGCAGCUGCAGGAAAGCUGGCUGCGGCCGUACCAGGUGCUUCCCUCGCGGACCCACCCACACAUGACGUGCUCCGGAACCGGUGGUUACGUUCUCUCUGGCAUCAAGAUCAUACCUCCGGACGCGACCCCCCUGGAGCUCCAACUGCAGUUCCUGUACCAGUCACAAACGUUGCCGAGCUCUCAAAAUCAACAGCCAUCUAUUGGGUUAGGGAAAGGGAAAGAAGAAGGACCGACAGAGGUCCGGAAGGAAGAAGGGCAAGAUGGGGGGGGCCUUGGGGCUGAUGGCAAGGCGGAGGCGAAGGCUGCUGCUGAGGAGGAGGAGGAGCAGAAUGAGGAGCAGGCUGGAGAAGGCGAGUCACCAGGAGGCGGCCGUGGUGGAGGCGGCGAUUGGAAACGCCGGGGACGUGGGCGCGGUGGGAGGGGUUUCGACGGCGGCUGGCGGGGCCGUGGCGGUGGCGGUGGCCGGGGACGGUGGCGCGACGACCGCGACAACGGAGGAGGAGGGCGAGGAGGAGGCGCGAAGCGCAAGGCCGAAGGGAAUGGUUCUUGGGGAUCUCCAGCUGGCAAGCGCCAGGCCACGUAG
This is a messenger RNA of Volvox carteri f. nagariensis, 2106 nucleotides long. RefSeq lists its product as uncharacterized. The transcript has 12 exons. The coding region runs from base 1 to 2106 and encodes 701 amino acids. The record is from RefSeq and is a predicted model, not a curated record. Lineage: Eukaryota; Viridiplantae; Chlorophyta; Chlorophyceae; Chlamydomonadales; Volvocaceae. Gene Ontology annotation, cellular component: tRNA (m1A) methyltransferase complex; nucleus. Gene Ontology annotation, biological process: tRNA methylation.